GCGCACUGACUCCCUCCCUCCCAAUCUCCCGGCGCGAGAGGAAGCGGCGGCUCGGCGCGCUGGAGCUGCGCGGUUUAACCAGGCCGCGGGGACAGGCAGACCGACAAGGCCGGGAAUAUACUCUCAUCCCGCCUCCUUUAAUGGCGGACAAAGACGGUGACCGUGACAGAGGAGCGCCGGCUGACACCACCGUGCGCCCGGGCUCUCCGUUACCGGCAGCGCAGCCGCUGCCCGAAGAAGAAGAGGAAGAGGAGGAGGAGGUGGAGGAUGAGACGACAACAACAACCAUCACUACCACCACGGCGGCAGCGGCUGCGGAGGACGAGGAGGCCGACGAUGGUGCCGAGCCGGGGAAUGGUGAGGCCGCCGCCACCGGCCCUCCACCGUCGCUGCUGCUGCAGACCCAGGAGUUGGCCUCCAAGCGGGUGGACAUCCAGAACAAGCGCUUCUACCUGGACGUCAAGCAAAAUGCUAAGGGGCGCUUCCUGAAAAUCGCCGAGGUGGGCACGGCGGGCCGCAAGAGCCGCCUCACCGUCUCAAUGCCGCUGGCGGCCGAGAUGCGCGAUCGCCUGGGCGACUUCAUCGAGCACUACGCGCAGCUGGGGCCUGGGGGCGGCGGCAUCGGCGACGCCAGCUCCCGCAGGCCGCCGCAGCAGCAGCAACAGCACCACAAUCAGCCCACGCCGGCUCCGACCUCCCAGCCGCAGGUCCCGCUGCAGUCUCGGGCCCAGGAGGGGCAGGGCGAAGCGCCUCCGCCGCAGCGGGUGCUGAAGAGCGAGUACUUGGUGAGAGAGAACCGCAAGUAUUACCUGGAUCUGAAGGAGAAUCAACGCGGGCGUUUCCUGCGCAUCCGCCAGACCAUGAGCCGAGGCCCGGGCUGGGGCUACUCGGGCCAGGGACAGACCAUCGCCCUGCCCGCUCAAGGCCUCAUCGAGUUCAGGGACGCUCUGGCCAGGUUGAUCGAAGAUUACGGUGUUGGCGGCGGGCCAGGCCCGGGAGGAGGAGGAGGCGGCCUCCUGGGCGAUGGCGCCUCGGCUCUUGUGCCGCCCGAGCUGCCCGAGGGCACCUCGGUACCCGUCGACAACAAGAGGUUCUUCUUCGACGUCGGUUCCAACCGCUAUGGGGUGUUCUUGAGGGUGAGCGAAGUCAAACCGGCUUACCGCCACUCCAUCACAGUCCCCAGCAAAGCCUGGGAGCGAUUCGGCGACAACUUCAUCCGAUACGCCGAGGAGAUGAGGGCAAUCCAAGAGAAGCGCAGGGACAGGAGGGCCGAGAUGUCCAGGGAGACCGUAGCAAACAGUGAAGAGGAAGAAGAAGGAGAUUGACAUCCAUACAGCCUACCAACAGAAAUAAGACUGACUUCUCGUAAAACCUUCAUGGAAAAUAUGUGCAUCAAUUCUCUACGUGAACAGUUACAGCCUGCCUGCUGUAUCGCUUGACCUGAGCAUUCCUAACUCUUUCUGUUUUUGCUUAUGAAUGAUUUGGUUCGGAACAUUCGUCAGUUAUUAACCAGUUUGGGUGAAUUUAUUGGAAUUAUUUCAAUUGUCUUUUUUCCCCAGUUAGUAUUCAGUUUAAUUUUAUAAUUCGAUUAAAUAUCACCAACCUUUUAAUGGAAGUGAAACAAGCAAUUUUUUGCCAUUUAGUUAACGUGGUGCUUAUAUCAAGUGAGUUGGGUGAGAUUGUGUCUGUACUUUGAAACGUAGGUUGUUAUAGCUGACAAGAGUCGAUCCAAAUGUUUUUUAUCAGAAAGUUGCUGUUAGUAAACUUCAAAUACAAUUGUCUGCCAACUUUCUACACGUGUUUCAGUUAUUUUAGUUUGUAUACUUCUCUGUGGAGAUAUUUGCACAUCUGAAAUUUGAAGCCAUAGUGCAUUAAGGAUAGAGUUAACCCUUUAUGGAGAUUUUGACGAUACUUCAUGCAGAAUCUCGUUUAAUCAGCCUUUGUGUUAAAGUUAAAAGAAUCUUAAGAUGCUGUAGAAUCUAGGAACUCUAUUUUUCUUUACAAGAAUGCCUGCAUUAUCUUUUAGAAUGUUAAUCGUGAUAGUUCACUUAGGAAUAUUCAACUGAAAUUCCGCCAUGAUGUAGUUAUUUUUGGGGAGAAAAUCAGUUCAUCUUUUUGAACAGAUAAAAAGUUUACUGAGAUUUGAGAAUACUCGAUCAUGUUAAAGCUGUUACAGAAUUUACUUAUUCCGUUAUGACAUGAAAUAUCUGGUCCUUACAAAUAUUGAUUUUUGUCUGAAGAUCUACAGAUCAAAAUGCAAUUAGUUAAUUUCAGCCACUUAAAACGAUUUUGUUGCUUUAUUUCAUUCACCUUUUUGCAUUGAGCAAUGUCUACCCAUGUGAAACAAUUCCUCUGUAAUGUUAGGCUCUUUAGAUCAUGUCAAAUGCUAUUGAUAAUGGAUAAAAAUAAUUUCUUUCAAAUUCUUUUAAUACAUCAAAUGGAUAAUAGUGAAUGGUUUUAUAUUUAUUUUAAUUGAUCGUGUUAUCCAUUGGGCUUAAAGGUUUAUGCCUGUUAGUGCUGCACAACCAAAGAGCCAAAUUGAAAAGAUUGGGAAGCAAUUUCCUGCAGAAAUGAAUGCUGAUACCAAUAGUAGCUGUGUUGUUCCUGGAAUCUCACUUGUGGGUGGAUUCUUUUUGGUUGAUUUGAUUACUGGAGCACUUUAAAUAUUACAUUCAAGAACUAUAAUUUUAUUUUGCAUGGAUGCAGACUGAGUUUACAUGGCGUGGAAUAGACUUGACUCUUGGCUUAUGCACUAGUAUUCAAGCAUUGAAUCUGAAAUCCUGAGAUAUGGCACAAGUACUGUGAAAUAUGGAAAGAGGAAGCAAAGGUUUGGAGAACUGAAUCUGUUAGGUUUUUUUUUUUGCACCAUUGUACUCCCAAUGUUCAGUGGCAGAAUUUAAUGCGGAAUCAAAAUCCCCAAUGAUUUAAUUGGGAAUUGUGGCCUAAAGACUUAGGAGAAAAGGGGGGUGGUUGUCCCUCUUUUUAAGUUAAGUUUUUGAUUUAAUGUGUUUAAUUUAUGUUUAUUUUUCAUUGUGUUUAGUUUCAUCUGAUUCCUAUUAAUAUUUUGUUUACUUCCAAUUUUCAUAUUUUAACUGUCUCAGAGAUGGAUUAAAAACUAUUAAAACAAAUGUGUAACUUUUGCAGGCUGUAAUGCCCCCUCCCAAUUUUGCAACUGUCAGAGGCUCUUUGGGGCAUUUUGAGGUGGAUUAUCCUUACUGUGCUGCAAAUGGCCUUUUGUCUUUCCAUGUCAUGCUUCUAGACUCAUGAAUUCAGGGGGCCAGCAAGAUCUGUCUGUUAUAUGCAGGCAUGGAAAGCACAGGUGGGGCUAGGCUAACAUUAGUGUUGCAGCUCCAUUUACAAAAUGUACCUAGAUUUGGGCCUUUAUGCAUGUUCUGGUGUAUUAAUAAGGUGUGAUGUUGAAGAUACAAAUAUGCUGUUUUGCAUGUUAUUUAUAGUAAUGUUCAUGCUGCCUUGUUAACAAAAUCAUUAUUUUUCUUGACUGAUAUUUAUGUGUAAGAGGAGGGAAAUCUUCAUAUGUAAAUCUUUAUCUCCUAUUAAACCUUGAUUUCACUGCAGAGUUGGAAGCAGAAUGGUACUGUGCAUUUUAUUUUGUGAAUGAGUAUAAAAUGAUCUAUUUAAAUCUUAACAAAUAAAAUUUUAGUUCAAAAGCGGAUUUCACCGCUAUUUAAAAUAGGUUAUUUUAUUUUCCUCUUUCUCUGUUUUGUGGAGAUUAAGGUAAAAAGUAAAAUUGAUAGACAUAUAAGGCAUUCAAUACAAAGCAAAUAUUUAGCCAUUUUGGAACUCUUUAAUUUUCAGUUAAAUUAAUGGGAAUGAAAAUCAACCAUUUUCUAUUAGCAACAACCGACCAAUAUAUGAAUCUACAAUUACAUGCCAUCAAUAAGUUAAAUAUCUACCCCUGUUUUUUUAAAUAUAUUUUCAAACAUUUAAUACAGACGAUAUAGUUCAUUGGCAAUUGUAGUUGUGGAGUUCUUUUCCAUACCUAGAGGAUAAAGUGUGGAUUUGGUAUGUGUGAAUUUAUUUUCCUGUCAUUCCAUCUUUCUCUGUUGGAUUAUUUUCUCUGGAGACCUGAUAGAAGCAUAUAAAAUUACGAGGGAUAGAUGGAGUAGACGUAGUCAUAUUAACAUGGAAAUAGACCCUUUGUCCCAAUUCAACCAUGCCAACCAAGAUGCUUCAUCAAAGCUAGUCCCAUUUGCUCAGUCAGAAUUUUUUACCCAGGGUGAAAAUGUCAAAGACUAGAGAGCAGGGCUUUAAGGUGAGAGGGGUAAAGUUUAAUGGAAAAAUGUGUGGCGAGUUUUUGCAGAGUGGUGAGUGCCUUGAUCAUGCUGCCAGCGGUGGUGGUGGAGGCAGACAUGAUAGUGGCAUUAAAGAGGCUUUUAGAUGGGCAUGUGUAUGUGCAGGGAAUGGAGAGAUAUGGAUCACAUGCAGGCAGAUUAAUUCAAUUUGACAUCAUGCUCUCCACAGAUAUUGUGAAGCGAAUAGCCUGUUCUUUUGCUGCUCUCUUCUAUUUCCACAUUCUUGCUGGGUCUAUUUAUUUUUGAGAUCCAGAAAAUAUCCAUGAGGCAUUAAAAGCAUAAAUCUGCCUCAUGCACUUUUAUACUGCUGUACAGUUAUGGUCAAAUGAAUAUAUUCCAAUAUUUUCUGAAUUAUAGGUGCAGGAAACUAAUGGGUUCUUCUUUAAAAUACUUAUUAAGGAAAUAUAUAUAACCCCUUUUUUUUGGCUACCUGGAUCGUUAUAACAAUAAUCUAAUACAAUAAUCUAAUCUUUGUGCUCAGACAUUUCAGAGGAAAUUGCUCUAAUAUACAUUAAAUGUAGAAGGAUUUGUUCCAAUGCAACCAAGGAUUAAAAGAUUUUAUAAUUUGUAAAUACAUAAAUUAUGUGCGUGGGAUUGAAAGCGUGUGUCCUCUUACUAUU
Messenger RNA from Amblyraja radiata (thorny skate), 4933 nucleotides. Its product is annotated as transcriptional activator protein Pur-beta-like. Gene Ontology annotation, cellular component: nucleus. Lineage: Eukaryota; Metazoa; Chordata; Chondrichthyes; Rajiformes; Rajidae. Gene Ontology annotation, molecular function: DNA-binding transcription factor activity, RNA polymerase II-specific; RNA polymerase II transcription regulatory region sequence-specific DNA binding; purine-rich negative regulatory element binding. Gene Ontology annotation, biological process: regulation of transcription by RNA polymerase II. The coding region runs from base 141 to 1325 and encodes 394 amino acids. The transcript has 3 exons. The record is from RefSeq and is a predicted model, not a curated record.